AUGUCCAUGAGGAGCCCCAUCUCUGCCCAGCUGGCCCUGGAUGGCGUUGGCACCAUGGUGAACUGCACCAUCAAGUCAGAGGAGAGGAAGGAGCCCUGCCACGAGGCCCCCCAGGGCUCGGCCACUGCAGCUGAACCCCAGCCUGGAGACCCAGCCCUGGCCCCUCAGGACGGUGCUGACCCCCAAGCUCCAGCCAAGGACUGUAGUUCUCCAGAGAGCAAUGGGUCCCCGGAACCCAAGAGACCAGGAGCCUCUGAGGCCUCUUCUGGAAGCCAGGAGAAGCUGGACUUCAACCGAAAUUUAAAAGAAGUUGUGCCGGCCAUUGAGAAGCUGCUGUCCAGUGACUGGAAGGAGAAAUUUCUGGGAAGGAACUCUAUGGAAACCAAAGAUGUCAAAGGGACCCAGGAGAGCCUGGCAGAGAAGGAGCUCCAGCUUCUGGUCAUGAUCCACCAGCUGUCCACCCUGCGGGACCAGCUGCUGACAGCCCACUCGGAGCAGAAGAACAUGGCUGCCAUGCUGUUCGAGAAGCAGCAGCAGCAGAUGGAGCUGGCCCGGCAGCAGCAGGAGCAGAUUGCUAAGCAGCAGCAACAGCUAAUCCAGCAGCAGCAUAAGAUCAACCUCCUCCAGCAGCAGAUACAGCAGGUCAACAUGCCUUAUGUCAUGAUCCCAGCCUUCCCUCCAAGCCACCCUCCUCUGCCUGUCACCCCUGACUCCCAACUGGCUUUGCCCAUUCAGCCCAUCCCCUGCAAACCAGUGGAGUAUCCGCUGCAGCUCCUGCACAGCCCCCCUGCACCAGUGGUGAAGAGGCCUGGGGCCAUGGCCACCCACCACCCACUGCAGGAGCCCUCCCAGCCCCUGAACCUCACAGCCAAGCCCAAGGCUCCUGAGCUGCCCAACACCUCCAGCUCCCCCAGCCUGAAGAUGAGCAGCUGUGGACCCCGCCCCCCCAGCCACGGGGCCCCCACGCGGGACCUGCAGUCCAGCCCCCCCAGCCUGCCUCUGGGCUUUCUUGGUGAAGGGGACGCUGUCACCAAAGCCAUCCAGGAUGCUCGACAGCUGCUGCACAACCACAGCGGGGCCUUGGAAAGCUCUCCCAACACCCCCUUCCGUAAGGACCUCAUCAGCCUGGACUCGUCCCCAGUCAAGGAGCGGCUGGAAGAGAGCUGUGUGCUCCCACUGGAAGAAGCCAUGCUGAGCUGCGACAUGGACGGCUCCCGCCACUUCCCUGAGUCCCGGAACAGCAGCCACAUCAAGAGGCCCAUGAACGCCUUCAUGGUGUGGGCCAAGGAUGAGCGGAGGAAGAUCCUCCAAGCCUUUCCAGACAUGCACAACUCCAGCAUCAGCAAGAUUCUUGGCUCCCGCUGGAAGUCCAUGACCAACCAGGAGAAGCAGCCCUACUACGAGGAACAGGCGAGGCUGAGCCGGCAGCACCUGGAGAAGUAUCCUGACUACAAGUAUAAGCCACGGCCCAAGCGCACCUGCAUCGUAGAGGGCAAGCGGCUGCGCGUGGGCGAGUACAAGGCCCUGAUGAGGACCCGGCGCCAGGAUGCCCGCCAGAGCUACGUGAUCCCUCCGCAGGCUGGCCAGGUGCAGAUGAGCUCCUCAGAUGUCCUGUACCCUCGGGCGGCAGGCAUGCCCCUGCCGCAGCCCCUGGUGGAGCACUAUGUCCCCCGGAGCCUGGACCCCAACAUGCCCGUCAUCAUCAACACCUGCAGCCUCAGGGAGGAGGCUGAGGGCACAGACGACCGGCACUCGGUGGCCGAUGGUGAGAUGUACCGGUACAGCGAGGACGAGGACUCAGAGGGCGAAGACAAGAGUGACGGGGAGUUGGUGGUGCUCACAGACUGAUCCCAGCUGGGGGGGCCCGGCCCCUUCUCCACUGGGGAAACCUCGCCCCCAACCUAUGACCACAGUCAGCUGACCUGGACUCUGUUGGUACUUGGACUUGGGUGUGCCCAGGAGAUGGGCAAAGCUGUGCACUUGUAGAUACAUUCCUGAGGGGACCUUCCCCUCCCCACCACCCCUUCAGGCACAUCGAGGAGCAGUUGGUCUAGGUGGGCAGGGCCUGCAUGUGGUGAGGGGCUGAGCUCCUCUGCUACUGGGGCGCCUGGCCAGAAGAUGCUGUAUGACCCUCCUCUCUUGCAGGUCUACCCACCUGGGGGUAUGGCAGCUACAGACCUGUCCCCCGUGGGGCCACGUGCUUUGUUUCCAUUCUUAUCCUGGCUGGACCAGCCAUUGUGUGGGACCAACACCCCCUCUCACAUGCCCCCAGAUAGUUCUUCUAUCACCA
Galeopterus variegatus (Sunda flying lemur) is the source of this 2290-nucleotide messenger RNA. RefSeq names its product SRY (sex determining region Y)-box 13 (gene SOX13). Gene Ontology annotation, cellular component: nucleus. Lineage: Eukaryota; Metazoa; Chordata; Mammalia; Dermoptera; Cynocephalidae. The coding region runs from base 1 to 1848 and encodes 615 amino acids. The record is from RefSeq and is a predicted model, not a curated record. Gene Ontology annotation, molecular function: RNA polymerase II cis-regulatory region sequence-specific DNA binding; DNA-binding transcription factor activity, RNA polymerase II-specific. Gene Ontology annotation, biological process: cell fate commitment; regulation of transcription by RNA polymerase II. The transcript is spliced from 13 exons.